AUGGACCCAUUGCCUUCGACUUCCGAAGACUCUGAUCGUCCGAAGCCGUUAUCCUCUCCCAGACGGACGCUUCCAGAAGCGCCGCCCAGCUACUAUGACUUUCCACCGAGUUACACGACGAACAGCGAAGUGUACACGGAUGAGCUGCCCGCGUACUGUCCGCGCGAGUUUCCUGCCACGUCAUCAAGGCAAUGUAUCGAGAGUCAACAACCUCCGCCCGCGCAGCAAAGAGUUUUCACGGUACUCCCACGACAAGCAUACGCGAUUCGGAUGCAUAGAAGUGAGUGGUUCCACGUCACCUAAAGGGUAAUAGGAUUCAUUUUCCUCUUAUCAGUACGUAAAUAAAGAUUUGAGCUAACCGCUGGGACAAAAAUUUCCAAUCUCUUAAUUUCAGCACUGCGGUCUCCGCCCCCGGACAACCACAUCCGUCGCCGUCUCAACCUGCUCGUCGGCACAUUCUUCAUCCUUCUGCUGGCUACCGUAAUCCUAGUCCUGACUAUCAUAAUGACUAUUUGUCUUGUUUAA
Caenorhabditis sp. 36 PRJEB53466 is the source of this 525-nucleotide messenger RNA. Lineage: Eukaryota; Metazoa; Nematoda; Chromadorea; Rhabditida; Rhabditidae. The record is from the annotation of a GenBank genome assembly.